UACAGCAUCUUCUUCAGCUGCACCGAUCAACUCUGCCUAGCUUCAACUCAGCUCAGAGCUAUGGCGGCUGAAAUCGUGAGAAGAAGUCUUAAAGCAACAAACUUUACCUUCCUUAAAACCCUAACCGCUUCUCAAACCCGUAUUUUCAGUAACUUAGCAACUUCAGCACAACCCGAAUCAUCAGAUGACCCAUCUUCUUCCUCCUUCACUUUUUACGGCGGAGAUCCAAAUUCUGCAACAACCAAUGAUAAUAUUAUCAUAAAAGGUCCAAAAAAUACUUCACCUUUAUCAUCACAAGAUUCAGCAUCUGUGUCUAUGCCUAUGUCAUUCAUGACUGGAUCAAUUGUGGGGAAGAGGUUUUACAAGAAAGUGACAACUAGAGAAGCUGAUGAUGGAAUUGGUUGGAGUGUUAUGCUUGAUUAUCGUACCCUUAAAACCCCUUCUAAGCGCCCUCUCAAAUGCCCAACUUUAGCUCUUGCUAAAGCUAUUGCUGCUGAAUGGGAAUACCAGGAAGCAGAUGGGAUCAGACCCUUUACUAUGCCACUGAUGAAACUUUCAUGUACUGCACUAGAAAGAGUUCCACUGAUGCGUCAAAAGAUUAUUGAUCAUUUGAUGAAGAAAUUCCCUCAAGAUUUAGUUUUCUGUCGUGCUCCUGGGGAUAAUGAUCUGACAAGCCGAGUUCGUGGUAUGUAAUCUUGCAAGUUGCAAAGUAUA
Molecule: messenger RNA, 714 nt
Organism: Nicotiana tabacum (common tobacco)
Lineage: Eukaryota; Viridiplantae; Streptophyta; Magnoliopsida; Solanales; Solanaceae
Source: RefSeq, a predicted model, not a curated record